Molecule: messenger RNA, 1920 nt
Organism: Spizellomyces punctatus DAOM BR117
Lineage: Eukaryota; Fungi; Chytridiomycota; Chytridiomycetes; Spizellomycetales; Spizellomycetaceae
Exons: 4
Coding region: 1-1920 (639 amino acids)
Biological process (GO): potassium ion transmembrane transport; regulation of membrane potential
Cellular component (GO): membrane
Molecular function (GO): voltage-gated potassium channel activity
Source: RefSeq, a predicted model, not a curated record
AUGUCGUCCAGGAACGAACUCACCCCGAGCAUAAGCUUAUCGCCUGAUUCGGCCAUGAAUCUUCCUGGACGAUUUUCACGAAGCAAGCGGCCGAGCAAGUCAAAGAAAGAAGAUCUACCUCCAAAGGAAACUCACCAGAAGAUCGAAAGGCUCACGAAACGGAGUUUGUACGAACGGCUAACCUAUGCUCUGGACAUUCUUGUGCCGGAAGAUGAGCCGGAGACUAUGGUGGUCCCUGCUGGACAUUUUUUGCAACAGGUCCACUAUGGAAAGAUACAUCGGUGGAGGGUGGCCCAGAAUGAAUUUGCGAAUUUGCCGGAAUAUCUCAUUGACCAUCGAGAGAAAGAGCCCCACUACAAUGUCUUUGUAAAGAGCGAAGGAUGGUUCCCAAUCUUUGACCUAACGUCAGCCUUUUUGAAGAGAUGGGAUAUGCUAUCCUUAAUCUUGCUUAUCUUCACAGCAUCGGUUACACCCUUCGAGACUGCAUUCAUCGCGAGCGACAACUCUAUCAAUAUCAUGUUCUUGAUCAACCGCGUGGUUGACCUCGUCUUCUUCGUUGAUAUGUUCGUCCAAAUUCGAACUCCCUAUCGCGAUCCUCAAACCGGGAGACUCGUCCGAGAUGGCAAAUCAAUUCUGCUUCGGUACCUGAAAUCGUGGUUUCUUAUUGACUUGGUAUCUGUAAUACCUUUCGAGCUUGUGAACAUGGGUCAAGGAGGGGGAAAGAAGAACUUGAAUCAACUGAGACUUUUACGGUUUUUACGACUUGCGCGUCUGUUGAAACUGCUUCGAGUCCUUCGAGCUAGCCGCAAGUUGAAACAAUGGCAAGUGCAUAUAAACUUGCGUUACGCGACAUUGAAGGUCCUCCAGUAUUGCAUCAUCAUCAUGUUCGUCAUUCACUGGCUUGCAUGCGGAUACCGGUUGGCGGACGAGCAAAACGCUCCAACGGAUCCUCCAGGAUGGCUAGCAAACUACGCGACUUACGCCAACGUAUCUCUUUCCUCUAUCUCACCCUGGGAAGCUUACGUCUUGGCAGUCUAUUGGAGUUCGUCUACGUUCAGCUUGGUUGGGCCCCAAUGGGAAGUCAUCGCACCAACGACAGUUAGAGAAACCGGCUAUGCGUUCUUUGCUACGUUUGUAUCUUAUAUAACUGCGCUGUAUUUGAUUGGCUCCCUGGUCAACAUAUUGGGUAUCGCCAAUCGAGUGCAGAGGGAACAUGAUCUACGAGUCGAUAACUAUCUCGAGAUGUUCGACCGUCUCAAGUUAGACCAGCGACUGAAGAUCAAGGUGCACGAAUAUCUCUCGGAUCAUUUUGCUGCUGCAACCACUCAGGCGUACACAAAUCUUCUGAAAGACCUUCCUACCCAAUUACAUGGGUUUAUUACAAUGGAGAUCUUUGUUGAUUUUAUUGGUCAAAUACCCUACCUCGAACCAUUUAUCGAUCGAGAGCCGUCCAUGACGCAGGAACUCUGUCGCGGAAUUGAGAUUCGGACCAUCCCAGCGAAUGCGCACAUUUUCACUGAAGGGUAUGAGGGAAUCUACUACUUGGAACAUGGAAUUGUGGCAAUCGAAGGAAGGGUGUAUCCCAGCGGAAGCGUCUUUGGGCGAACUUCUCUACGUGAAAAUAUCAAGCAAAGCGAGUGCAGGGCAUUAACCAACGUGACAAUCCACGUCUUGCCCCUAACGAUCUUGAAGAGCACUUUGGAAAGGAACCCAAAGAUUCGAUACUACGCCAAGCGAUGGAUAGCAUGGCAGCUAUUGAGGCGAUACAUAUUCACGUAUACGACUUUAUACUACACUGCCGCGAAGAGGGGUGCAAGAAUGAUCCCGCCGCUCAUGUCGAUGAGGCCGAACUUGAAGGAAGGCGAAUUCGACGAUAUUGACCUCGCGGUUCUUGAGCAUAUCAAUGAAUUCAAUUAUUAG